Molecule: messenger RNA, 1267 nt
Organism: Boeremia exigua
Lineage: Eukaryota; Fungi; Ascomycota; Dothideomycetes; Pleosporales; Didymellaceae
Exons: 3
Coding region: 314-1267 (317 amino acids)
Source: RefSeq, a predicted model, not a curated record
ACCUCCUUCGAAACGCCGAGCCGUGGCCAAUUGGGUCUUCUCUAUUCGAAGUGGUCGAAGAAGUACAAGCCCUCACCUCCAUUGUUGCAUGUCUGCAUAACUAGCUUCCUGCAUGGCUUACGAGGCUUUACUUGAUAUAGAUAUAUUUGGAUAUGUACUGUUCUAGGCAUCUUUCUGUUCACAUAAAUUGUCUCACAUUGCACUCUUGGGCUGUACUUGCAACGUUCGAUCCGUCGUCUUCUUCUACCAUUACUUUUUGCUUCCACCGUACACAUCUUUAGCGUCCCAAGAUCACCGCAGGUCGAGAUCCAAAAUGGCCGCCGCGGACGUUCAGCAAAUGCCCACCCAGGAGCCAGCUCCUCCAGCACUCCCAGACUACUUGACUGACCCUGAUGCUGUUCUGAAAGACACAGAGGUCAAGUGGCGGUACGGUAGAGCACCGGAUUACUCGAAGACAAGACAGGUCUUCUCUGAGACAAAAGAAAUGUCGCACGAGGCUGGAUCGCUCCCUGAGCUCGUACAAAACCUGGUCAAGAACUGGGAGGUUGAGGCCUCAUUCAAGCCUGUGAUUAGCGAUUGGCGUACCAUCGACCAUGAGAACUACUCAUUUGCCAUCAACGGUUCCAAGCCCGAGGGUGCCGAAGCCAUGCUCAAAGUCGGCACAUACAACGCCAUCAUCGCACCAAACGAGUACUACUCGCCUGAUUACUCAGACUUCGCAAGCAGCCACAAGACUUUCAAGCGCAUGAUGCCCACCUUUGCGUGGGAGGUCUUGGAGGUGUACAGUGGGCCCCCCACAGUCAGCUUCCGGUGGCGACACUGGGGUACUAUGAAGAACGACUAUGUGGGCAUCAACAAUAAGGGUGAGAAGGUUACAGCAAAGGCCCACGGAGGCUCCAUUGAUGUACAAGGUGUCACAGUCGCUACUGUGAACGACAAGGUGCAGCUGCAGUCUGUACGAACAUGGUUCGACCCUAUGGACAUGUUCAGGCAGAUCGCACCGAACGGCGUUGUGAAGAAGGAGACGGUCGAUAAAAACAUGGCGCCUGCUGAUGUCGUCGAUGGCACCUCGAGCGAUGCAGCAACACCGGAUGGCGAGGCCAAGCUGCCGGAGGGCCAUCCUCCUAUCGAAGAGAAGAUCGAGCAGGUUGUAGCCGAGUCUCGCAACGAUGACGGCGUUCUGAAGACGGCACUUGACCCUGAGCAGCAUGGCAAGUUUGACCAGGAGGUCGCUGAACACCCUUUCAUGCCGGGUGGCUUCCGUUGA